Messenger RNA from Colletotrichum orchidophilum, 2022 nucleotides. RefSeq lists its product as uncharacterized. Bases 1 to 2022 code for a protein of 673 amino acids. Lineage: Eukaryota; Fungi; Ascomycota; Sordariomycetes; Glomerellales; Glomerellaceae. The record is from RefSeq and is a predicted model, not a curated record. The transcript has a single exon.
AUGGUCGCUUUACAAGCGGGCCUCAUUUCUUCGCUCUUUGCUUUCCAGGUCGCAGCUGACCAGAUACCACUUGGGUCGGCAGUCCGCAACAAAUGGACUCUAGACGCAAUCAAGCCUCUUACUGAUCCCGAGUCUGGCCGGGUCAAGUGUUGCCCAGAAGGGACCUUGUUUGACGGCAACUCCUGCGUCCUCGGGGUCCCCGGAUGCCCGGACGGAACAAAACUCAGAGGCAGCCAGUGCAUCUCCAUUACUGGCCCUAUCUGCCGGGAUGGCGAGACCUUCAACGGACUUGUCUGCAUCACGACCACUCCACCAUCGUGCCCUUCUCCGUCGAUUCUCAAAGACAAGACGUGUGUUUUGGAAGUUCCUCCAAAAUGCCCUUCUGGCACACAGCUGGUCGAUAAAAUCUGUAUCUCGACCAAGACUCCCAUCUGCGGUAACGGCGACCGCUUCAACGGCAAGGGCUGCGUGAGUUCCAGUCCACCGGCAUGUCCUGAGGGUACAACCCUGUCCGAUGGAGUGUGCGUCAAUACUCAGCCACCCAGUUGUCCUUCGGGCAGCGAGUACGACGAAGUCAACAACGUUUGCAACCAUCGUCAACCUCCUCAAUGUCCGGCGGGUACCUUUUCCAAGGGAGGCGACUGCAUCACAGAUGGCGGCCCCGAGUGUCCACCUGGAACGAAGUUUAGCGUCAAGAGAAACACCUGCACCAUGAAGACGGCGCCGUCCUGCCCCCCCGGUGAUAUCCUGGAAGAUACUAAAUGUGUGUCCCCGGAUGAGCCCAUCUGCCAACCCGGGACCGAAAUGUCUGCCGACAAGGCUUCUGGCACUUCGCGAUGCUGUCCUCUUCCUCUGAAGUGGGAUGGAGAAGUGUGUUCGUACAAAGUACCCCCCGAAGGAUGUCCAGAGGGAACGACAGAGGUCGGCGAUCGCUGCAGGGCCAUCACAGUCGUCCCCCCGGCAUGUCCACCAGGGACCAAGCUGGACUGCGACCGAUGCAUUUCCAUCACACCGCCAGGAUGCCCUCCAGGCUCGGCUCGCGACGGAACCACUUGUGUGUCCGUAGAGCCGCCUAUCUGCCCCGGCGGCACAACACUGACAAACGGAAACUGUGUCCACAAAGGCGAAGCCGUCUGCCCUACGGGCACUCAUAUCCAGGGUGACGAGUGUAUCAGCAUCGAUCCCCCCUCGUGCCCCUCCGAUACCAAGUUCAACGGAAGAGACUGUGUCAUCAGCGGCCGACCGCAGUGCGAGGAUGGCACCCACUUCGAUGGCGAGGACUGCACUAGAGUGGGAGGCGACCCUCCAAGCUGUCCGGAGGACACCAUCUAUGACGGUUCACGCUGCGUAUCGAGCACCCCGCCCUCAUGUCCCAAUGGAUCGUCUCUCAGUGACGGAGCAUGUGUCACCGGACAAACCCCAGUCUGCCCCGAGUAUUCGACGCUCGUCGGCGGCGAGUGUAUCAGGGGCCCGCCGACCUGUCCGAAGGGCUUGAUUCUCAAGGGCAAUACCUGCCUCAGUAUCGAUCCGCCAGACUGCCCUCCCGAUCAUCAGUGGCUCGGCGGCCGAUGCCAGAACGUUGAGGACGCGGCCUGCCCUCCUGGUUACAUCCUGCGCGGGGAGGAGUGCAUCUCCGACGAGAUUCCAGAGUGCGAGCAGGGCACUCACUUCAACGGAACCGUCUGCGUCGGUGACACCCCGGUCUGUGAGCCCGGUACCGAAUUCGACGGAAAUCAGUGCGCGUCCGUCGUGGAGCCCAGCUGCCCUCCGGGCACAACGUUCAACGGCAGGAUCUGCGUGUCAGAGCUCGACCCAGUCUGUCCUUCCAACACCACUUGGGAUGCGGCAUCCAAGGAGUGUGUGGGCGAGACGCUGCCUCAAUGUCCCGAAGGCCAGCGGUUCAACGGAGAACAUUGCACUUUGUCGUCAGGGGACUGCAUGGAGUUCGAGUACUGUCCUCCGGGAAACACUCGAGGUUAUCUCACCCCGGAUUGUGGCAGCUCCUAUCCCAAAUGCCAGUAG